GUUCCGACCCUGUUCCUUGUAUCGUUACUCUGAUAGUGGAGUUGACCGGGUCAGGCGUGCGCUAAGGAGGACCUGCAGCGAAGGACAUUUUCCGCUGUCCACCGCGCGAGCAACGGGAUCUCGGUUCUGAGUGGUGAACCGAACAAUCCACCAUCCAGGGGCAUCAGGGGUUAAUGAGACCUACUACCUUGCUUGUGCUGCGCCUGAUAUUAUCUCUAUUUGUUUGCAAUUUUCUUUUUCUUUCGUCGUGGCUUCGGUAUGUAUACACUAGUUGCUCUGGAGACUUGCAAAGCCUUGUGUUGAGGCAACGGCGAACUGAUCGUCAGCACUGCCAUGACGAUUUUCGAUUUUUAAGACCCGGUAUAUCAUGGCUGAAACAUCUGUUCUUAGCAUCCUGAAAGUGCGAUCGUCGGAGCAGCAAAUCGAUCACGUCCACCACCGGACUUGGCUACCGAAGCUUUGCAAGGCUGAAGCAACAGCCGAAUCGAGUCAAGCCGAGGCGUCUUCUUCCGAUCCUCGUGGCCGACGUCGGGCAGAGGUGGGAGCAGGGGAGCUUGAGGGGCAGGUCAAACCCGAAACUCUAGAGGCAUCCUUGGUGUCGUUGCCAGCACGUGGCGGUGCCAUACAUAGAAAUCCAGCGCACAUCACUUGUCGCGGAUGCUUCCUGGAGUGUUCCAGGUUCCCUGACAGGCCCGGCUUCCUGGUAGAGUCCCCUUCGUGUCUUGCCUGUCCUGCUCCCCCCUUCCCGGAAUCCCCCCUGGCCAUCACCUCAUCGCCCCCACCUAUCGCCGGGCUUCUGGACCUGGAGAGCUGUCGGCAUUUUGGCGCGGAUAUUGGCUCAGAGACCGAGGAGGCCUGUGAGGGUUUCUGUGGUCUCCAGUCUGGUCAGGAGUUCCCUGCUCUGGAAGAUAGACUAGACACCUUCUUCAAGCGUACUAGCAGCGGUCUGCCUGAUACCCUUGAAACCGUUUCAACGGCCUUUCCGUGUGGGCUGGUCGAGCUGGCUGGAGAUGAUUCCGUCCGCCUAGGUAGAGGUCGCCACGGCCGGUUACGCUACACCUUCCCUCCAUACGGCUGGGCUUUCAAAAACACGAGAGUCUCAGCUGUUCCUACCUACUUAGCUCAUGAUGUUGCUGAUAUCGCGCCUUCCGAAAAGCAUGACUUGCUGGAAAUUAGGAGUGGGGGCCUAUAUAAAAGAAUCCAAAUUGAGACAAGAAUGAGGCUCAAGGCGGGAGCAGUCAUCAUCAAUUUCCAGGACUGGUAUCGUUGA
Molecule: messenger RNA, 1270 nt
Organism: Neurospora hispaniola
Lineage: Eukaryota; Fungi; Ascomycota; Sordariomycetes; Sordariales; Sordariaceae
Exons: 6
Coding region: 368-1270 (300 amino acids)
Source: RefSeq, a predicted model, not a curated record